Messenger RNA from Salvia splendens (bonfire salvia), 390 nucleotides. Its product is annotated as heavy metal-associated isoprenylated plant protein 43. Lineage: Eukaryota; Viridiplantae; Streptophyta; Magnoliopsida; Lamiales; Lamiaceae. Bases 1 to 390 code for a protein of 129 amino acids. Gene Ontology annotation, molecular function: metal ion binding. The record is from RefSeq and is a predicted model, not a curated record. The transcript has 2 exons.
AUGGUCCAAAAGACUGUGAUGAAGGUCAACAUAUCAUGCAACAAAUGCAAGACUAACAUCUUCAAAGCUGUAUCAGGCUUACCAGGAGUUGAUAAAGUGGAAGUGGAUGGAGCAAAGGGAACACUAAGUGUGACAGGUGAUGCAGAUCCAUAUGAGAUAAUAGUGAAAACAAGGAAAGUUGGAAAAUUUGCAGAAGUGGUGAGUAUCGGGCCCCCUCCGAAACCGCAAGAGAAAAAGCCAGAACCGAAGAAGCCCGAAGAAAAAAAGGCAGAGCAAAAGCCACUUGAACAUAUUCAUCAUACGCCCUUCAUAUGCUCACUUUGUGAGAGGAUGUCGGUUUACCCCAUCACUCAUUGGGAACAACCUACUACACAAUGCAACAUCCUGUGA